Messenger RNA from Penicillium chermesinum, 393 nucleotides. RefSeq names its product ubiquinol--cytochrome-c reductase subunit 7. The transcript is spliced from 4 exons. Gene Ontology annotation, biological process: mitochondrial electron transport, ubiquinol to cytochrome c. The record is from RefSeq and is a predicted model, not a curated record. NCBI's taxonomy places the organism in Eukaryota, Fungi, Ascomycota, Eurotiomycetes, Eurotiales, Aspergillaceae. The coding region runs from base 1 to 393 and encodes 130 amino acids.
AUGUCUGCCCCUUCUAUCACCAACUACAUUGUCAAGCGCCCAUGGCUCAAGCGGUGGAUGACCCCGUUGGCCCAGUGGUACACCGACGCCGCCGGCUACAGGAGAAUCGGACUGAAGGCCGAUGACCUGAUUCCCGAGGAGAGCGAGGUCGUCCAGACCGCUAUCAAGCGUCUUCCCCCCCAAGGAGGCCUACGACCGUGUCUUCCGUAUUCGCCGCGCAUUCCAGGUUCGUCCCCUACCCCCUUCACCUGCUCGAUCUCGCACACUCUCCUUCCCGCCGAAGAGCAGAUCAAGCCUCACGAGGAUGUCGAAUACCUUAGCCCUAUCAUCCGUGAGAUCGAGGCCGCCAACAAGGAGCGUGAGGAUCUCGACCACCUCACCGUCCGCAAGUAA